Messenger RNA from Linum trigynum, 2075 nucleotides. NCBI's taxonomy places the organism in Eukaryota, Viridiplantae, Streptophyta, Magnoliopsida, Malpighiales, Linaceae. The record is from the annotation of a GenBank genome assembly.
UACUUUAAGUACCUAGCAACAAUUAGUUCAUCAGAGAACGCCAGAUAGUGGAUAAUAUCCUCCUUGGGCAUGAGUUAAUGCACUACUUAAAAAUCAAAACUCAAGGUAAGAAAGGGUACAUGGCUCUAAAGGUUCACAUGGAAAAGACCUAUGAUAGAGUCGAAUGGUCCUUUCUCCUCGCCGUUCUGGGUAAGAUGGGUUUUAGCUCUGUCUGGAGUGGAUGGAUACAUGAAUGCCUUAGAUCCGCAUCGUUUUCGGUCCUUAUGAAUGACACCCCUUCGGGCUACUUCACACCUACCAGAGGUCUACGGCAGGGGGACCCUCUGUCACCGAUUCUCUUUGUGCUAUGCACGGAAGGGUUCGCAGCACUCCUCUCUAAAGAUAUCUCCGAGAAAAGACUUGAUCGAGGGGGUUAAAGUGGCUCCUUGUGCUCCCCGAAUCUCGCAUCUUUUCUUUGCUGAUGACUCUUAUUUAUUUCUUCGAAGCUCUCUCCAGGAAUGUGAGAACUUGAUCGAAGUCUUGAAUGUAUAUGAGGAGUUAAGUGGCCCGAAAAUUAACUUGGCCAAAUCAGCCGUUUGUUUUAGCAAGAACAUAGCUCCUCCAGACCAAGAAUUCUUGGCUCAGAUUCUGGGGGUCGGGGCGGUAGGGGUCUAUGAUAAAUACUUGGGAUUGACGUCUCUGAUUGCCCAAUCUAAGAUGGUCACCUUCCAGUAUUUAGAGGAAAAAUUACUAGACCGAUUAAAGGGAUGGAAGCAGCUGACGCUAUCAUGGGCGGCUAAGGAGACUUUGAUCAAAUAUGUUGCCUUAGCUUUACCCUUACAUGUGAUGUCGUAUUUCAAGUUGCCUCUGUCUCUUUGUCGCAUCCUCGAUAAGCAUGUGGCAAGGUUUUGGUGGGGUAUGGGGAUGGUCAUUCAAGGAUUCGGUGGAUCUCCUGGCGUAAGAUGUGAACGAGUAAACAUGAUGGGGGUAGUGGGGUUCCGUCAUUUUGAACAUGUUAAUCAGGCGUUGUUUUCUCGAACCCCAGUCACUCUUAGCUGGGGUUGGCUAAGUAUCAGGGAGUUGUUGAAGGCGGGGUUAAUCUGGCAGAUUGGUAAUGGUCGGAUGGCUUCUUUUCUGCAUUCUAAUUGGCUUCCUCGUUCGCCUCCCUCUACCCCGGUCUAUAACCCUCGGGUAAUCCCGGAUGGGAAGGAGCUCCCUAUUGCAGAGGUUAUCUUCUAGGGGAAGGGGCGUUGCUGUGACCUGAAACUUUGCCAGUGGUUUGACCCGCCUACCUGUCGGGCCAUCAAAGCUCUUCCUCUCCCCCGUCAGAAUGUAGAGGAUAGAUUGAUCUGGUGAUAACAUCGUAUUUGCACAUGUUUGCACCCUCAUUUCUUGAUCAUUUUGGCUUGAGUUUUUUUAUUUCUUGGACUAUUUUAUGCUAGGUUGUGUUCCUUUGUCACAUUUCAGGUCCUAGCAUGUAAAUUGAAGCAAAGGCGCAAGUUUCAAGUCAAUCGGAAUUCAUUUGGCAAUUCGGGAGAAGAAACACGAGCAUGACCUGCGGAAUAAUGGACUUCUAACUCAUAUUAUGGACAAAUAUUCAUGUAAUCUUGUCAUUAAAAGAAAAAGGGCGAGACUACGAGCGUCUGGGAUCAAACGGCGACUGAUUCGGAAUCCGGACGAGGGAGAAACGAAGCAUUAAACAGGGGCGGAGGAAGAAUUACGGGCAGGAGAAUUACGAUUGUAUUUUCCCCUCCCAUGCCCGUAUUUUCACUGCCGAGAGGAGCUUUGGAUGCGCUGAAACUUAACCAAAACGCGUGUUUUGGGCAAAAUACGAGCAUGGAAGAAUUACGACCGUAUUUCUGCCCGUAUUUCGCCCAUAAUCGGGUUUUUGAGGCAGAUUCGAGCCAAAGGAAAGAGAGAGCUAGGUUUUGGAUCCCAAACACCCAAGGGACGAACCCUAGAGAGAGAGAGAAGAGAGAGAGAGAGAGCGACUUGGGAACAUUCUUGGAGCUAUUUUGGAGGAUUUCUUUGCCAUUGGAGCUCAGGAAUCAAGCUUGGAGAUAGAGAUUGAAGAUCAAUAUAAGAUUUAUGCAGUC